Maniola jurtina (meadow brown) is the source of this 5684-nucleotide messenger RNA. It is a transcript of the gene Oatp30B, whose product is annotated as solute carrier organic anion transporter family member 5A1-like. Lineage: Eukaryota; Metazoa; Arthropoda; Insecta; Lepidoptera; Nymphalidae. The record is from RefSeq and is a predicted model, not a curated record. Gene Ontology annotation, biological process: sodium-independent organic anion transport; transmembrane transport. Gene Ontology annotation, molecular function: protein binding. The transcript has 17 exons. Gene Ontology annotation, cellular component: membrane. The coding region runs from base 364 to 3474 and encodes 1036 amino acids.
UAGAAAAAAGUAACAGUCAGUGACAUUUCGCAGUGUGUUGUGUAGUGCGAUUCUAGAAAAACUUUAAAAUUCAUUGAAAAAUUCUAUUGUAAGCGAGUGAAAUACUGUGUUUUACAUCUGUUUUUAAGUGUAUGGACCAUACAUAUAAAUUUCAAGUUUGUUUAAUAUCAGUGCAAUCAAAUUCAAACGUUUCUUUCACAAAGAAGUUCAGUUUUUGCUAUCCCUGUGCAAGGAAUCUUUAUUACAGCAUUGGAUAUUCAAAUGUGUUUGAUACGAUAAACUCAUCAAAUCGACUAGUGAAGGUGGAUAGACGUCGCGGUAACUGGCAUGGGUGCGCGGUGAGUGUUCGAUCGCUGCAACAAAAUGACAGAGGGCGAGAAACAGCAGAGCGCGGGCGGGGCGAACGCCGCACCGCAACACAGAAAAGGACACAGGAGGCAAGAAUCGAUGUACGCGAUGACGGGCCUAUACGCCGAGUCAGGGUGCGCCGAGGGCGACGCGGCCGGCCCCAGCACGCCGCCGAUGCCCGCGCACCCCUCCCACCCGCCAAGGGAGUCCACCAAGUGCCACAGCAGGAACCCUUCUGCUGGAAUAUGCGACAGAGAGAAGGAGCGAGAAAAAGAGAAACCGCACCAGAUAUUUCCCGAAAUAUUGGACAUUCCUCAUGACGCACGAGAUUGCGGAAUCCUGUCUUGGAGACCGCUUUUUAUUCAGAGAUUUUCUAGUAUUAAAGUGUUUGUAUUUUUCCUGUCGUUCCUAGUAACAUUGCAACAGGCAUUAAGCUCGGGCUACAUAAACUCUGUGAUCACGACAAUCGAGAAACGAUUCGAAAUACCCUCAAGUCUCUCGGGUCUCAUAGCGAGCAGUUAUGAGAUCGGUAACGUUAUUACCGUUAUAUUCGUCUCAUAUCUUGGAAGCAGGAGGCACAUUCCCGUUUGGAUUGCUGUUGGUGCGGUUAUCAUGGGUAUCGGUUCAUUGGUGUUCGUCGUGCCACAUUUCAUAGCGGAAGCGAACAGCGAAAUGUUAAUGAAUAACAAGUCCGAUGAUAAUAUCUGUCGAUUGCCGCGCGCGCUGGAACAAGACAUGAGCGGUCUCGGGAGACUGUCCCAAGGCCUGCCGCCGGCCAACUUGAGGCCUGACAACUGUAUCAAGAGUUCGCCCAGCACCUUCGUGCCUGUGAUGGUGUUCGUGGUGGCGCAACUGUUGCUCGGUUGCGGCGGCUCCCCGCUGCUGACCCUGGGCACCACUUAUGUUGACGAUCAUGUGCGACCCGAGUCGUCGAGCAUGUAUAUUGGUUGUAUGUACAGUAUGGCUGCUUUUGGACCAGUUCUCGGUUUCUUAUUAGGUGCAUAUCUACUGUCAUUUCAUAUGGACUCUUUCUCUGGUACUAUAAUUUCAAUAGAUCCAGGAGAUCAUCGGUGGGUUGGUAUGUGGUGGGGUGGCUUUCUGCUAUGCGGCCUUCUCCUCAUUCUUGUAGCAAUUCCGUUCUUCUCAUUCCCGAAAGUUUUGGUUCGCGAGAAAGAAAAGAUACGUCUCGUCGAGAAAGCGGCCGCGGCCAGUGGCGCGUCCACUGCCAAGGCGCCUCCCAAACCACCAACAGAUAUGAAAGAUACUGGAUAUGGAAAAGAUAUAAAAGAUAUCCCCGUAUCGAUGUGGCGACUCCUCAAAAACCCAGUGUACGUGGUGACCUGCCUGGGCGCGUGUAUGGAACUCAUGAUAGUGUCGGGCUUUGUCGUGUUCCUGCCCAAGUACCUCGAGACCCAGUUCAGCCUCGGAAAGAGCCAAGCUAGCGUUUUCACAGGUUCAGUAGCCAUUCCCGGUGCGUGUAUCGGGAUCUUCAUGGGCGGCUGCCUCCUCAAACGGCUGGAGUUGCGGCCGAAAGGCGCCGUGCAGUUCGUGCUCAUAUCCAACACCAUUUGCCUAUCGUGCUACGCGCUUCUGUUCUUCUUGGGCUGCGACAACAUCAAAAUGGCCGGCACCACCAUACCAUACACUAAUAAUAGCAACCUGGAGCCGUUCAAGGUGAACCUGACGGCGGCGUGCAACUUCAACUGCCUGUGCACGGAGACGGACAUGGAGCCGGUGUGCGGCAACAACGGCCUCACCUACUUCUCGCCGUGCCACGCCGGCUGCGCCGCCUUCUCCUCGCGCUCCAACUUCACCAACUGCGCCUGCGUGCACGAGAACAGCCGCGAGGUGGCGGGCGGCGUGGGCGCGCUGAGCGUGGGCGGCGCGGCGGCGGCGGCGCUGACGGCGGGCGCGGCGCGCGAGUACAGCGAGGUGACGGUGGUGCCGGUGGCCACGGCCGGGCCCUGCAACCCGCCCUGCACCACCAUCUUCCCGUUCCUCGUGUUGCUGUUCUUCAUGACCUUCGUCGUCGCCGUGACGCAGAUGCCGCUGCUCAUGAUCGUGCUCAGAUCCGUGAGUGAAGAAGAACGGUCGUUUGCACUUGGCAUGCAGUUCGUGAUAUUCCGUCUCUUCGGCUACAUCCCGGCGCCCAUCGUGUUCGGAAACCUCAUCGACUCCACCUGUAUACUUUGGAAGCAAUCCUGCAGCGGAGAGAAAGGCGGCCGAUGCUUGUUGUAUGAUAUCGAGAAGUUUAGAUACAGAUACGUCGGUCUUUGCGGUGGCAUAAAGAUAGUGGCUCUUGGAAUAUUUGUAGCGGACUGGUGGCUAGUGCGACGACGCAAACACCUCGAAACUACGCCUCCACUCGAUCCUCACAAGGAUAUCGCCGGUUCCAUUAUCAGUCUAGAUAAACUUUUCGAAGAGUUACCGUCGGCGGAUAAUGCGAGCGGUUUCCGCUCGGCGGUGACGUCGGGGCCCAGCUCCGCCACCACCACGCCGAUGGAGCCGCCGGCCCUGAUGCAGGACGCGGACCCGUACCGAACCAAGCUUCAUCGAACCGACUCGCAAUACUCGCAGGACUCGCAGACGCGGGGCUCGGGGAAGAACUCGCGCGUGCUCGUCGCGUCGCGGCACCUGCGCAACGACUCCAAGACCAUUCAGCUGGAGCCGCGCGCGCGACAGCACGCGCAGGACGAGGAGCGCGCCCGCGCCACGCGCAGCGAUUCGCGCCACUCGCGCGACGCCUUCCCGCGCUCCGCCUCGCGGGACUUCCCCUCGCACUCGCGGUCCACCUCGCGAGAUUUCAAGAAAGCGCACUCGCGCUCCGACUCUCGCGACCUCAGCCUCGAGCAGCUCAAGCAGCUCGCCAUCAAGAGCAUGGAGAGCCUCGACCUGAGCGUGCUGCCGCUCAGCAAGUGCGCGGACGAGGAGAGCACGCGCCUCAUCGCGGGCGGCGCGCUCCGGCACCGCCGCACCGGCUCCAAGGACCUCAAGCCGCCCGACGCGCGCCACAAGCGGACGUCUUCGCAUCACAUCACUAUGGAGCCUAACGAGCUCAGUUUGCAGCUGCAGAAGGGCCGCAGCGUCGACCAGCUGUCGGCGUCGCCGCUCGAUCCUCGAGUCUGAGCAUCCUCGAUUAUUAAACUAAUUGUGUAAAUAGUAAAAUAUCUGAAUCUCAACUUCAGUCUGGUAACGCAGAGUUCACGGAGUGAUAAACUGACAGAACUUGUAGCGAAAUUGAAUGAUAGUGUUGCAGUAGUGAAUAGAAUGAAUAAUUUCUAAGUUUAUGUUUAGUAGUUCGAUGAAUACGUGUCCGCACGGAACGAGGGACUCACCCGGUGCACGCUCAUAAGGUAUGACCUUCUGAAAAAGCCUCUCGUUCUACUAGUGGUUUGUUGAAAAAAAUACACCCUAUUAUAGCAGACUAUAAAAAGUUAUUUCUUCUAUACGCUUAACCAUCCGCGAGUGAUUUUAAACCAUAUCUUAUUAUAGUAGUAUAAUUAAUACUUAACAUAAUUUUAUUGAGAUAAAAGUUAUCUAUCGCUGUUUCUAACAGUAGUAAAUUUUUUUUAUAAAUCUGAAAUGUAUGUAUGCUAUUUUGUGUUCAUAAUAUUGAAAUGGUAUUUGAAUUAAGUGAUUAGGCUAUAUCACAAUACUCAUUUCACUACACCUGUUCAAUCCAUAGCCUUGCUUAUAAUUUGGGCUAAGAUCUAAGUUAAAUAGGUAGGUAAAAUUAAACUCAAAAGUUCUGAACCUACAAUUUAAUAUGGAUGAAUCAUUUUAUAAUGUUUUGUACUUAAUCACAUAUUAUUAUGUAUAUGAAAAAAACUAACUUUCAAUACUGCCUCGCAGAUUUCAGCUUGUGAUUUUUCAUAUUUAAUAAUUUAAAAAAAUUGUACAUGAUGUAUUUUGCUGCAAAAGUAAAUGUGAGUGAUCGUAAAAUAUCCUAUAUAGUUAGGAAUUUACAAUACGAAACUUUACAUCUAAUUCAUACUUUAUUUCCAUGGCAAGUUUAUCUUUGCAAAUAUAAAUACUUCAGAAACUUUACCUUUAGCUAAAAAUCUAAACUAGAAAAAUAAUUAUGAUAAAAUCAAAUUCACCACCACACUGGCAUUUCGUCAAACUAGAUCCUAUCCCCCACCAAGUAUAGAUUAGCAUUUAUUUUCAAAAAAAAUCAUAAUAGUAUAGACCAGUUUCAUAUAGACAUUCUCGAAUAAUUAUCUUAGAGCCUUAGAAUAAUCAAACAUAAGUACAUUUGAAUAACAUGUAAUAGACAUUGAUGAUUGAGACUUUGGUAACUUAAUGAUUUGUUAAAGAAUCCAAAAGUUUUAUCACAUUUAUUGUAAUAUAAAAACACAGUACAAAUCUAAAAUUACAAACCAUUUUAUGAUUAUUUUUGUUUCAGUUUUUUCAACUAAAUAGUUUUGAUCUGUAUUUUUUUGAUCUCUCAUGUAAAAUUCUGUAUGUGAUUAAUACAGAGAGAAAGUAUGAUUACUUAAAAAUAAUAUAUUGCAUAGCUAUAUCUCUUCACAUAGGUUAACUGUUACACUAUUAAGGUUUCAGAUUUUAUAGGACCAAAAUUAUUUUCACUAACUACUUAAUCUUGUUAAGUAGGCUUACUAUCAACUUUUUGUUAACAAUUCAUAUUGUUUUUAUGUAAUUUUAUUGUUUCAUAUCUGCUGGCAGUUUUAGAGACAAAGUGAUCAACUACACGAUCACUGAACAAAAUCAGGUUGUGAUUUAGUUAAUGCUACUAUGCUCUAAGAUUUAGCAACAAUUUGUUUUAACUCAAAUUAAAUUUUGAUGGUAGGCCUGCUGUACAUAUUUUCUUGACUCUUGUACAUUAAAUUAUGCAGACUGCCAAUUCAUUAUCCAUUAUUUUGCCCUGUUUGUACAACAUGUAUUUAAAUGUAUUGUUCAUUUAUUAAGUAUAUUUUUAAAUUGCAAGUUCAUCUAUAUAAGGUAUUUUUUGUUUGGUAGUACUCAUUCAAAUGUCAAUUCAUAGGAUGCUGUUUCUAAAUUAAAAAUUCAAUUACUACUGUAGUGAUAAUGUAGUAUGAGAUAUUUUUAAAUUAAAUAUUUAUCUUGUAUCUAUAUUUAAGAUGAAAAAGACAGGAAGAUUCAUUGUAAAUUUUUGUCAUAUAUUUGUUAAGAGAGAAAUAGUUUGAUAUGAAGAGUGUUAUAUCUAAUAAAAAUGCCUUAUUACAAUAGGUUAUAAGACUUGAUACUGACUUAGCUGUGAGAAAGUUGUUACGUCGAAUGCAAAGAAGAUAGGUUUGAUGAUAGCAACUCCUAAUUUGUUGCAUUUAGUGAUUAAUAAAAUUGCAUACACAUUU